Messenger RNA from Eimeria necatrix, 3936 nucleotides. RefSeq lists its product as hypothetical. The coding region runs from base 1 to 3936 and encodes 1311 amino acids. Lineage: Eukaryota; Apicomplexa; Conoidasida; Eucoccidiorida; Eimeriidae. The transcript has a single exon. Gene Ontology annotation, cellular component: nucleus; SWI/SNF complex. Gene Ontology annotation, molecular function: transcription coregulator activity. The record is from RefSeq and is a predicted model, not a curated record. Gene Ontology annotation, biological process: regulation of transcription by RNA polymerase II.
AUGGCGUCAGCAGCAGAAGCAGCAGCAGCGUCCCGCACAAGCAAUGCAGCAUCAGCAGCAACAGCAGCAGCAGCAACUGCAGCAGCAGCAGCAGCAGCAGCAGCAGGAUGUGAAGAAGAAAGUCCUUCCUUGUUGUUUGUUUUGGUGUUCGCCAAUGGAUUUGCUGUUGCUGCCUACCCCGACUUGCUGCUGCUGCUGCACCCAGAGCGCUUUUGCUGCUCCGUGCUGCUGCUGCAGCAGCAGCAGCAAGCAGCUGACGCUGCAGGAGGCCCUCCAUGGGGGCGACUGCAGCACUUCCCGAGUGUUUAUUGUGUUGCUGCUGCUGCAGCAGCAGCAGCUCCUCCUGCUGCUGCUGCAGCAGCUCCUGCUGCUGCUGCCAGCAGCAACUUGUGGCGCCGCUUUAAUGAAGCAGCAGAUAUCAGGCGCUGCUUCUCCCUUAGGCCGCUGCUGAACACAAAUCUGCUGCUGCAGCAGCAGCAGCGGCCAGACAGUUUGGCCUUGCAGCAGCAGCAGCAGCAGCAGCAGCAGCAGGUGCGCAGCGAGAGCAGCAGCAAAUACUGCUUGCGGAAGGGCCUCCCCAGCCCUCCGCUGUGGCCUCCAGAGUCAGUUUUGCUGCAGCAGCUGCUGCUGCUGCAGCAAGCAGCAGAAACAUUGCUUCAGCAGCAGCGCAGUGGCCAGUGGUUGGGAAGCAGCGGCAGCAGCAUACUGCAGCAGCAGCAGCAGCAGCAGCUAGCCACAGCCCUAGGCCAAGUUGCCGCAGCAGCAAACCUGCUGCAGCAGCAAGUUCAGGUGGACCCCAAUACAGGGGUGCUGACAGUCAGCAGCAGCAGCAGCAGCAGCAGCAGCAACAGGGAUGGGUCGUGUGGCACACAAACAUGGCCGCAGCCGCAGCAGCAGCAGCAGCAGCAGCAGCAGCAGCAGCUCCACUGGGAACAGAAGUAUUCGCUGCAGCUCUGCUGCAGUGGGCAGCUCUGUGUGCUGCAGUGGCCUGCUGCUGCCCCGGAGCAGCGAGCCGUGAGUGUGUCCCCAGUGGAGCAGCAGCAGCAGCAGCACAGCAGCAGCAGCAGCAGCAGCAGCAGCAGCAGCAGCAGCUUGCAGGGGAGCAGCGCCGUGUGCGUGGAGCUGCAGCACGUGUGGUGGAAGAUGCAGCAAGUGCUGCCGACUUCUUUGCUGCUGCACUGCUGCAGCAGCACUGCUGCUGCUUGGCUGCCGCUGCUGCUGCUGGCUCUUUGCAUGCGGCUGGCGCUGCUGCUGCGCGACGAGCUGACGGACCAGCUACAGCAGCUGCAGCAGCAGCAGCAGCAGCAGCAGCAGCAAGGAACGAAACUUGCGGCUUCUUCUGCUGCGCUUUCUGAACAGCAGCAGCAGCAGCAGCAGCAGCAGCAGCAGCAGCAGCUAGCAACUACGCAGCGGCGGGAGGUUCUCCUCGCCACACUAGAGCAAGCAAAGGAGGCACAAGCCAAACUCCACCAUCACCAGCAGCAGCAGCAGAAGCAGCAGCAGCAGCAGCAGAAGCAGCAGCAGCAGCAGCAGCAGCAGCAGCAGCAGAAUGAAGCUCUGGUCACUUCAGGGUCGGGCCCCGGAAGUGCCCCUGUAAGGGGCUGGGCGGGAGGCGAGUUUGUGGGUGCAGCAGACACGCCAGCAGCAGCAGCAGCAGCAGCAACAGCAGCAGCAGCAGCAGCAGCAGCAGCAACAAGCAAAUUAUCUGGGCGGGGGACGCUGCCUGUGUUAGGGCAGGAAGCAAAAGACAUGAAGUGCAUUUACUGCUGCAGGACAGCAGCAGACCUUUCGCUGCCGCUGCAGCUGCUGCAGCUGCUGCAGCCCUCAGCUGACGGAGCAGCAGCAGCAGCAGCAGCAGCAGCGGCUGCUGCUGCUGCUGCUGCAUCCCCCUGGGGGUUCAGCAGCAGCCUGGAGUCUCUUUUGUUUGCUGCUGAGCUGCCCGCCGUGUCUGGGGACUGCAGCAAUCCGCUUUUUUUGUUUCUUCCUGGCCUAGGCCUUGUGUUUGCUGCUGAAGGCCACGCUGCUGCUGCUGCUGCUGCUGCUGCUGCUGCUGUGGCUGUGGUUGCAGCUCCCGGAGCCCUGACCCUUCCCGACCUCUGUGCUGCUGUUGCUGCCGACUGCGCAACAGCAGCAGCAGCAGCAACAGCAGCAACAAAUGAAAACGCAGCAGCAGCAACAGCAAGAAAUGCAGCAGCAGCAGCAGCAGCAGCAGCAGCAGAUUCGGAGAAGACGGGGAGCAGCAGCCGCCAGCGAGCUCCAGGCGCGGAGCUGUGGGUGCCUCUUAGGGCCUGGCCUUUGCCUCUCGGCGUUAGCCUUAGCAGCAGCAGCAGCAGCAGCAGCAGCAGCAGCAGCAGCAGCAGCAGCAGCGGGCGCAGCUUCUGCUGGCAGCAGAUUGACGCCAGAGGCUCUCCGAAGCAGUUUGUCUGGACCUGGACCUUGCGGGCAAACCGGCGGCGGUCGAAUUUGCUGCUGCUGUUUGCUGCAGCAGAGUUGCUGCUGCAGUGGCGGCAGCAGCAGCAGCGCCGCGUGCUGCUGCUGGGGCUGCUGCUGCUGGAAGCAGCAGCUGCUGUUGCGCCUGAGGCGCAGCAGCGCCUCCAGACUUCUUCAGCUGCUGUUGACGCAUGUGCUGCUGCAGUGGCCGACGCGACUGCUGCUGCUGCUGCUGCUGUUCUGGGCUGGCUGCGCCCCAGUGCUGCAGCAGCUGUGGCAGCAGCAGAGGCUGCUGCAAGUGCUGAGGACCUUGCUGCUGCAGCAGAAGUGGCUCGCACUGCAGCAGCAGCAGCAGAAGUUGCCGUGCAGGCGUUUGUAGCUUUGCUGCACCGCAGCCAUGCAAAAGAAACCUCGAGCUUGCAGCAGCAGCAGCAGCAACAGCAGCAGCAGCAGCAGCAGCAGCAGCAGCAGCAGCGACAGCAGCAGUUGGCAGCGACACGUGGAGGCCAUAAAAAUCUGCAGCAGCAGCAGCAGCACCCGCGAAGCGAACCCCCAGCUGAGGGCCCCACGUUUCUCAACAGCUUUUCCUGCGGGUCGGGGUCUUCAUUCAGUGCUGCUGCUGCUGCUGCUGCUGCUGCUGCUGCUGCUUCCUGCUGCAGUGCAGCAGGUGACCAGUGGUCAGUCCGGCGGGCUGAGGCCUCUCCGUGGCAGCAGCAACUCACAAAAAUUUUAAGAGAGCUUGCGGAAGUCGCAGGCCAUGUGGCUGCCUGCAGGUGCACCUGUGCACGCAGCAGCAGCAGCAGCAGCUGCUGCUGCUGCAGCAGCAGCAGCUGCUGCUGCUUCGGGGUGAGGCAGCGCAGCAGCAGCAGCAGCAGCAGCAGCAGCAGCGUGUCCUGCUUCCAGUGCCCCUUCUCCCUGGUCAGCUUUGAGCUGCCGGAGUACUUUGUGGCUUGUGGGGUGACCAGUGGUCACCUUGAGGUGUCUGUACACUUCGCACUUUGCUGCCAGCAGCAGGCAGCAGCUUCUGGGGAGCCCCCGUGGCACUUUGUGGCGCUGCAGCGGCAGCAGCUGCUGCUGCUGUCGCUGGGGGCGGAAGCAGCUUCGUUUAUAGGAGCAGCAGCAGCUGCUGGUGCUGCCAGUACACCCCAAAGCACCGCAGCAGACGCAGGCAGCGAAGUGCGCCCAGCAGCAGCAGCAGCAGCAGCAGCAGCAGCAGCAGCAGCAGCAGCAGCAGCAGCAGCGGGGGUUGUGCUGCAGGCACUGACUGUGCGGUCGCUGCAGACGCAGGAGCUGCUGCUGCAGGCCAACGGCCCAGUGGCGGUCGAGGCUGCGCUGAGCAGCGCAGCAGCAGCAGCAGCAGCAGCAGCAGCAGCAGCAGCAGAUGGCAGCAAGUUGCUGCCAGCUGAGGCAGAGCUGGGCGUGGCAGUGCUGAGAGCCGCCGGCGCUGUUCUCUCGUGGGCCAGUGAGGAGCAGCAGAGACGCAGUGUACGUACACCUCACGGCUAG